Molecule: messenger RNA, 5918 nt
Organism: Anopheles stephensi (Asian malaria mosquito)
Lineage: Eukaryota; Metazoa; Arthropoda; Insecta; Diptera; Culicidae
Product: serine-aspartate repeat-containing protein I-like
Exons: 6
Coding region: 2313-5732 (1139 amino acids)
Cellular component (GO): membrane
Molecular function (GO): calcium ion binding
Source: RefSeq, a predicted model, not a curated record
GCACAGCGAGCUCGUUCUGAAGCUGGAUCAAGUACAGUCAGACCUGAAUGGGAGAUCGGAUGCAGCCUGGGGUGGAGGAGUGCAGCCAUGGACCCUGUUUCCUGGAAACGGAUUCGACACUAGACCAUGUCUUCAAGACGUGCCCCAUAGGAGCAGGCUGAGAAUGAAAGAGGAAGAAGCGUAUGAUUUUUGAGAAUCCUGACCUGGGGUUUAUUGAACGCGAAUAUUUCGGUCUCAUCAUUAUCUGGAUAAAAGAGUACGGGGAUUAGGCUUAGGAGGAACUAAGGCAGAAUAUCUUCUUUGUAUGAGGUCACGCGCCUUGUAUUACAUACUAAGAAUGCUGCUCAAAGGCGUCUGUGGUGUAUUUGCCUUUGGUUUUCCUGGUCAGAAGAGGAUUCGUAUAAACGGACAAAAGCUAACUUAUUCCUUGAAGAUACCGUAGGAGACAUUUCAUGAUCUGAACUGAUCCAAUAUGUAAGACUAGUGACAUUAAGUUCAUCAGUAUAGCGAUCAAGAUAGUAAGCAUCAGAAUAGCUCUAGGUCAUCAUAGGCCUCUAUGGACGAAGUUAGAGCUAUUUUUAGUUCGUCUAGGCAAAUUUAAUUGAUUUUAUCAGAAUUGAGAACUAACAAAACGCUUCCCAACUUAAGCCAUUAACUAUGAAUCUCAUCUUUAGUUUACGUGUUAUCGGGAAGCUGUCUAUGUAUUCUUCAAAUAUUCCGGAUGGCUUGGGCUAUCUCCUUAAUAAGCUAUAUUUCACUUCUUUUUUAGCAUUUUAGAGGUUUUAGAGGUUUUAGGUUUUUUAGAGAGCAUUUUAGAGGUUCUGGUUACUCUAUAGGUUACAAUUCUAGGGCUAAAAUCGCACAAAUUACCCAGAACCAAGAUCCGCGAUCCCGUUCGAGUUCGAACCUCACUUCAACACAAUGUUAUGACACGUCCUCCAUCAUCUCUACUUUUCACGCUGAUUGGCGCUGCUGAUUGAUGCCACGUGCCGCAGACUCGUUAACGCUGACAGGUUGCCGUCCCAGACAAUGCGACGCGCUGCCCGUUUUACUGGCACCGAGUCUGACGUGACUCGCAAGAGGUGUCUCGGGCCGGGCCGGGCCGGCAUUAGAUAACUGGUUUCAGUUGGUUUUAGCUAUCUAAGCGCUUUCUUAAAACAGGAUGGACCUUAUCGGUACAGACGAAAAAAAAAUCGUUCUCGGAAAAUGGACCACAGUCCCACCUCACUCCUCCAACUUCAACUCAUCCCUAUUGGCUGGCCAAAACUACCAAAACAAAAACAACCUUGCGACCGGUAGUGAGCGACCGGGCGCCUCCAUGAAGCACUCAGCGCAUCCGCCAUUCUCACACACACAUCAGGGGACUCAUUCGGCGGCCCGAACGAACGGUACCGCGUACCGAGCGCAUGCUCCCGAAGCUUACGGUCCGUUCGGAGUACGGCUCAGUACGGCCGAGAAUAGAGUCGCUUCCGAGCGCAAAGCCGCCGUCGUUAUAGUCCGCUCGGAACCAUCUCCGCGGUCUAAGCUGUGUGAGGAACUAGGCCACGCUUAGUGUGCCAACAGCGUGUCUGUCUCGUGUGUGGGUGCGUGCGUGCGUGAGUGUGUGGAUUGAAGGGUGCGUGUGUGUAUUUGGAAACAAGGAAAUUACCAAACGUGUGCUUUGGAAUUCAUUUUAAAGUGCCAGCGCGUCCAGCAGAAAUUCGAUGCUCAAGUCUACUGUUUCAAUCUGGCCUGUCGGGUGAAAUUAAAACAAAAAGAGGAAUCGCAGUGUUGUGGACCGUUUUCCGAUCGGAUCCGACAGUGGUUAGGAUAGGUGAAAAGUCCGUGCCAGACAGAUCAGCGGAACGAGCUUGCUGCGGGUUAUUUUUACUUGCCACCAUCCCGCUCUGUCUCCUGCCUUGCUCUCUCCCUUCCAUCUAUCUCUCCCGCUGACCCUCGACAGUUCGAGACGGAACGGAAAUUUGCGUGAAUGAAAAAUAAAUGUUAACAAACGGUGACACCUGUCAAAACGGGGUGGAGGCUCAUACAGAGAAAUUAGAGGCGGCGUGUGCGUGUGUGUGGGAGACAGUGUGUCUGUGUCUGUGUGUGACCGUGUCCAGAAGCGACGGUGAACGCAAUAAAACUGCCCUUGAGCUAUCAUUUACCCUACCCACCAACUGCAGUCAAUUGCAACCUGCCUGCAUUCUAGACUCGAUUCCGGGUUCUAAUCUAGGUCAGGAAGACAUAAUCGCACAAAGCAAAGAAAGUGUUAUAGGUUACGGAGCGUGCUUGCAAACUUUAGGCCGGCAUCAGGCGGGCCAACCAACUGCCGGAUGAUGGAGGAUAAGCCAUUGUUCGAGGGCAAGCACUGCCUCUCGCUGAAAUGCGUCCUGUUCCUGUUCUACGGAGGCCUGGGAUGUAUCUAUCCCUUCCUUCAGUCAAACAUGGCCCAGAAGGGCUUCGCGUACAAUGAGAUCUACUCGAUAUCGGCCAUAAUUCCACUGACCGCACUGCUCGGACCGAUCGUCUUUGCGCUGCUGGUCGACAAGUGGGCCAUCGGGAAUGCGUUUGCGUACGGCAAGCGGUUGCGUAUCCUCACGGCCGUCACGAUCAUCGCUUCCAUGGUACUGUACGUGCUGCUGAUGUUCGCUGUCAGCAGGACGCCACCGCCGGAGAUGUGUGCCCCGCAGGCCAGCUUCCUGUGCAACCGCAAGGGAGCGUUCAUCGUGCAGGAGAAGUGUUCGGAAAAUGGCAUCUGUCACGAUUGGUCGGCAGAAAAGACGGGAAUGUUGAGCUUGGAGAACUGUACGUACAGCUGUCAGAAGGAGAAUCAGUUCGAGAGUACCUGCUACAGUCGCCAUGCUAAAUCGGCCCAGAUGGCGGCUUGGUUGCGUGAGCAGGAGGACGCGCAGGAUGAGGAUGAGGGCGCGGUGCUAGAUUUGGGCAGCGGACAGGGUACGAUCGAGCGUGAUUCGGAUGGGGAUGGCAUUCCGGACAAUCUCGACACGGACGAUGAUAACGAUGGUAUUCCUGAUGCACGUGAUCCUGACUCGAGCAACGAUCUGGACGGUGACGGUAUUCCGAACGAGCUGGAUCCUGAUGAUGAUAACGAUGGUAUCCCGGACGAUAAGGAUGAUGAUGAUGAUAACGAUGGAAUCCCGGAUGAUCAGGAUGUGGAUGAUGAUAAUGAUGGUAUUCCGGACACGUUGGAGGGCAAGGCCAAGUCAAACGAUCUCGAUGGAGACGGUAUUCCGAACGAUCAGGAUCCGGACGAUGAUAACGAUGGGAUUCCGGAUGAGGAGGAUCCGGACGAUGACAAUGAUGGAAUACCGGAUGAUAAGGAUCUGGAUGAUGAUAAUGACGGUGUUCCGGAUGCGCUGGAGGGUAAGGCCAGAACCAACGAUCUUGAUGGCGAUGGUAUUCCGGACGAUCAGGAUACGGAUGAUGAUAAUGAUGGUAUUCCCGACGCGGAGGACGAUGAUGACGAUAAUGACGGAAUCCCGGAUGCCGAGGAUGUUGAUGAUGAUAACGAUGGCAUUCCGGACGCGCUGGAGAGUACACCGCGUUCGAACGAUCUGGACGGUGAUGGCAUUCCCAACGAGCUGGACGAUGAUGAUGAUAAUGAUGGAAUUCCGGAUGCGGAGGACACGGAUGAUGAUAACGAUGGCAUCGCGGAUGACCAGGACGUUGAUGAUGAUAACGAUGGCAUCCCGGACGCUCUGGAGGGCAAGGCUAAGUUUAACGAUCUAGAUGGAGAUGGCAUUCCGAACGAUCAGGAUACGGACGAUGAUAACGAUGGAAUUCCGGAUGCGGAAGAUAAGGAUGACGACAAUGAUGGCAUUCCGGACGAUCAGGACGCCGACGAUGAUAAUGAUGGUGUCCCAGAUGCUAAGGAUCGCUCCAAUGCAAACGAUCUCGAUGGAGAUGGUGUGCCGGAUGCGGAGGAUGACGAUGACGAUAAUGACGGCAUUCCCGAUGCGGAAGAUACCGACGAUGACAAUGAUGGCAUCCCAGACUCCGAAGAUCCGGAUGAUGAUAACGAUGGCAUACCGGACGAGCUGGAAGGCAAGCCUGUGACGCACGAUCUGGACGGUGAUGGCAUUCCGGAUGAUGAGGAUCCGGACGACGAUAAUGAUGGCAUUCCCGACACGGAGGACGAUGAUGACGAUAAUGACGGUAUUCCGGACUCGGAGGAUGUGGAUGAUGAUAACGAUGGCAUACUGGAUAUCCAUGAUCAGGGUCAGCGCAACAAGAACGAUCUGGAUGGGGAUGGUAUCCCGAACGAUGAGGAUCCGGACGACGAUAAUGAUGGCAUUCCGGACGAUCAGGACAGCGAUGAUGACAACGAUGGCAUCCCGGACGCUGAGGAUGACGACGAUGAUAACGAUGGUGUACCGGACAGCCAGGAGACGGUGAUCGUACCGACCGCGAUCGUGUGUGCGGAUGCCGAUGAAGAGGAUGAAGUCUGCCACACGUACAGUGAGGGCAUCAUUCAGGUGAAGGCCACCUUCGAUGCGCACAACGAGAAGGACGAAGGAGAUGAGUGCAGCUAUCCGCUAGAUGGUUUCCGAUGCCCACUGGAUAAGGCCUGGGUUAAAGCGCAGCCCGCAGGAUGUAAACCCGUCGUUCAGUGCGAUAUUGCCGAUCCUUACGAAGACUCCGACAGUCUACUGUACGGUACGACUUGCGACGGUGACGAAGACAACGAUGGUGAUGAUGACGCGGGUGACUCCACCUUCUACUACUACCUCUCCAUUCGUUCGCUGCUCGAUUUCUUCCUGCUCAGUGGACUGACGCUGCUGAACACGAUCAUCGUGAUCGUAACGCGCGAUCGCUCCACCUCCGGCGUUGCCGACUUUGGCCGACAGCUCGUUUGGGGUGCGGUCGGUUGGAUUAUCUUCUUCAACGAUGACUUUGAGCAGCCGUACAUGCUGUUCGUGCUGCUCUACACCACCGCCGCCGUUAUUUUGCUCAGCCCGCUCAAAAUGGACCUCUCGCCGGCCGAAGACUGGUGGCAGCUGCGCACGGUGCCACAGAAGUUUGUGUCCGUACCGGCGUGCCGCAAAUACUUCCAGCACUGUUGGCUUCCGUUCCUGGUUGCGAUCGGUCUCGGAUCGCUCUGGAGCGUGAUCGACGCGAUCGACGACUCGCACAUGACCAACCUGCCCACCACCGACGCCGAGGACGGUGACGUUCCGCAGCAGCAGUCGACCGUGUUCCAGACCCUCGUCCGCACGGUACUCCUCGCCGGUGAUCUUCUCGCCAUCCCGGUACUGAUCUACUCGCGCCGCAUCAUCGAGGUGUUCGGAACCUGCAAGAUCCUGGUCGGUGCGUUCCUUUCGCUCGUACUCCGCUUCAUCCUGCUGGCCAUUUUGGACUACUCGCUGUGGGACGUGGUUGAGGACUGGCUGCUGCCAACUACGCUCGGCCUUACCUGGGUCACGCUGGUGCUACACUUCCGCGAGCUGCUGCCCCGUAAGGUGACCGCUCUGGCGCAAGCCCUGCCCGUGAUAGCACACUUUGGCUUUGGACGCUUCUUCGGGGCACUGAUCGGCAUCGAACACCACUAUCACCGGCUGGAGAAUGAUUACGAAAUUAUCGCCGGCGUACUGUUCGGGCUGACCAUCAUCAGUGUUGUGCUGUACCGCUACAGGGAGAUUGUGCUCACUUACCUGGGCCAGUACAUCCCGGCACUGAAGCCGGGCCAGGCUAAUGGUGCAGCAUCGAAGACUAAGGGCGAAACGAACGUUUAACCUCUCAAACACACACACACACACACAGAAGACACAAACAGGACAACAAGUACGGCGAAAACUUUGGCAAAAGGAAGGAAGUGUGUCGGGGAAUCGCGUGUUACAUACCGGAAGGAACUAUUAAGUGUUGCUUUAGUGGCCACAAAUUGUUAACGUAAUAAAUAGUUUAACGAGGGUAGUUGCUUA